CUGAAGAACACAAGUAUGCCAGUACCACUGAGUACGACCACAUGUUCAAAUUGUAAUGUGUAUUCGAGUUCAAAGAGAAAUUCAAAGAGAAGAUGAAUGCAUAGUUAUAUGCUAUAAAAGGAGCAUGAAGCACUCAAUAUGUAUGGUGUCCGAUUUCUUUUAUCCCAACAUGGGAGGUGUGGAGAGCCACAUCUAUCAGCUGUCCCAGUGUUUGCUUGAGAGAGGCCACAAAGUGGUGGUAGUUACUCAUGCUUAUGGAGAAAAGAAAGGAGUAAGAUACCUUAGCAAUGGUCUAAAGGCUUAUUAUCUCCCUUUUAUUCCAUUUUACAACCAAUGCAUCCUGCCAACCAUUUUCACCACCUUUCCUCUACUGAGAAACAUAUUUAUCAGAGAGCAAAUAACCAUUGUACAUGGACACUCGGCCUUUUCAACGUUAGCCCACGAGGCCAUGUUUCACGCUCGUACAAUGGGCCUGAGGACAGUGUUCACCGAUCACUCCCUGUUUGGAUUUGCUGAUGCCAGCUCCAUUCUGACCAACAAGGUCCUACAGUUCUCCUUGGCUGAUACCAAUCACGUCAUCUGUGUAUCUCACACUAGCAAAGAAAACACAGUGUUGAGAGCCCGGAUUAAGCCACAGAUGGUGUCUGUUAUACCUAAUGCUGUAGAUGGGACAAUGUUUACUCCAGAUCCAACCAAAAGACAGAAAAAUAAAAAUCCAGAUGUACAGUUCAUCAUAGGUGGGGAGGGACCAAAGAGGAUAGUACUGGAGGAGAUGAGAGAGAGCCAUGACCUCCAUGACAGAGUCCAGCUUCUGGGGGCUGUGAACCACAAGGAUGUCAGAGAUGUGCUUGUACAGGGAGACAUAUUAAUCAACACCUCCCUGACGGAGGCGUUCUGCAUCGCCAUAGUGGAAGCUGCCUGCUGUGGGUUAUCAGUAGUCAGUACGAGGGUUGGUGGUGCACCAGAAGUUCUGCCCCCUGAUCUUAUAUAUUUUGCUGAACCUAGUGUCAAAGAUUUUGUACAAACUUUGCACAAAGCAAUUGAGGACAGAAGAAAGGGAAAGUUUGUGCCACCUUUUGAGGCUCAUGAGAGCAUUAAAAAGAUUUACACAUGGAGGAACGUGGCCAAGCGGACAGAGGUUGUGUACAAGCAUGUUAUGGAGGAAGUUCCUAAUGAUUCAGGAGACAGGCUUAUAAGCUUCUACAAAUGUGGUCCAUUGUCAGGGAAGCUGUUUGUUAUAGCUGCAGUUCUCAACAUGUUCUUACUGUGGAUACUGGAGACUCUCUGGCAGCCAGCAAAGGAUAUAGAGUAUGCUGUGGAAUUGACACCUUUACAGAAUUUCAGACAAAGGAGUCAAAGUAUGGAAAGUAUAGACAGCAGUGCAAUAAAAAGUAAACUGUCUGCAAAGAGGACUUGAACUAGUGCAAUUUUUUAUGUUAUCUAUAAUUUAUUUGAACUGUUACAGUUGUACAUACAUGUAAAUGUUGAUACAACAUGUACUAUGUACAAAGUUUUUAAAUAGAAUAAAGGAUGAUGUGACAUAACUGCUAUCUGGGGCCCCUUUUUGCACGAUGAAUUAUAUUUAAUCUACAACGAUGUUGGUAGUUUUCAAACACGAGUGAAUAAAUACGACCCUUUUUAAUA
Saccostrea cuccullata (small rock oyster) is the source of this 1644-nucleotide messenger RNA. RefSeq names its product phosphatidylinositol N-acetylglucosaminyltransferase subunit A-like. The transcript is spliced from 12 exons. The record is from RefSeq and is a predicted model, not a curated record. Gene Ontology annotation, molecular function: phosphatidylinositol N-acetylglucosaminyltransferase activity. Gene Ontology annotation, cellular component: glycosylphosphatidylinositol-N-acetylglucosaminyltransferase (GPI-GnT) complex. NCBI's taxonomy places the organism in Eukaryota, Metazoa, Mollusca, Bivalvia, Ostreida, Ostreidae. Bases 56 to 1417 code for a protein of 453 amino acids. Gene Ontology annotation, biological process: GPI anchor biosynthetic process.